AUGGAGAGAACUCGUUCACACUCUCGCGGUCGUGCUACCGACGCAGACAAGAAACGGUACGAGGACGAGCCAAUGACUCGCGAAAGCUCCGUCGGCGAAUGCGACCUCAUCUGCCCCCAGCCCACCAAGGCCCAACCUUGGAAGCAGGCUCUCCAAGUUGAGAAAGACUCUGGAACCAAUCCCCUUCUUAACUGGGAGCCUAACGCUAUGGACUUUGGUGAGAAGCCUUGGCUCAAGAUUGACUGGUCCAAGAUUGAAGGGACUGGACCUGGAGGAGUUCGUAGCAAGUCUCCUGAUCAGAUGUGUGGCUAUUCUGUUGGAAACCUCAAGCUUGUUUGA
Fusarium verticillioides 7600 is the source of this 339-nucleotide messenger RNA. RefSeq lists its product as hypothetical. NCBI's taxonomy places the organism in Eukaryota, Fungi, Ascomycota, Sordariomycetes, Hypocreales, Nectriaceae. The transcript has a single exon. The record is from RefSeq and is a predicted model, not a curated record. The coding region runs from base 1 to 339 and encodes 112 amino acids.